This is a messenger RNA of Parathielavia appendiculata, 1470 nucleotides long. RefSeq names its product subtilisin-like protein. Gene Ontology annotation, molecular function: serine-type endopeptidase activity. Gene Ontology annotation, biological process: proteolysis. The transcript is spliced from 9 exons. The record is from RefSeq and is a predicted model, not a curated record. NCBI's taxonomy places the organism in Eukaryota, Fungi, Ascomycota, Sordariomycetes, Sordariales, Chaetomiaceae. The coding region runs from base 1 to 1251 and encodes 416 amino acids.
AUGAGACCCAACAUCGUCGUUUGUGGCUUCGCUGCCCUAGUUGUCUUCCCGUCAAUCUCUGCUUUGCCACUGAUCCAAAAUGAAGGAGUCCUGUGUACAAGGCCACCGUUAAUGCUACCGCAAGAACGAAGCAUGAGGGACACCGUUGACGGCAACUCUAAGAAGGGCAACAAGCGUGGUUAUGUCGCUGAGAUUCCGGCCUCGGAACUCGUCCAGCUCUCAUGGGCAUCAAGAUUGAGCAUAUCGAGAAACACUAUCGUCAAGACUGCGGCCAUAGCAGCCGACCCCAAUCUCGCCAAACGCACCAUGGUCACGCAGCGCAACGCAUCCUGGGGCCUAGCACGAAUCUCCCACCGCAGACGCGGCUACACCGGCUACUACUACAGCGACACCGCCGGCAACGACGUCCGCGUCUACGUAAUCGACACAGGCAUCCGCCUCUCGCACGUCGACUUCGGCGACCGCGCCGUGUGGGGCACGUACGGGGUGUCCAAGAAAGCCGUCGUCGUCGCCGUCAAGGUGCUCGACCACUCCGGCACGGGCACCAUGUUGGGCCAGCCGCGGGGUCUCGAUUGGGCGGUUGCGGACGCGGAGAGGCGCGGCACAGCCGUCAUCAACGUGUCGUUGACUGGAUUCUGCAAGCGGUCGGUCAACGAGGGCGUAAAGGCGGCGACAGACGCCGGGAUGACGGUUGUCAACUGGACGCCGGCGGCGAUAAUGAGCGGGGCGAGCACGGCAAUGCCACAUGUUGCUGGGUUGGCUGCGUACUUCAUCGCGGGGGAUGGACUGUCCGGAAGCGCCGCUGUGACGGAGCGGAUACUGAGUGCAGCUACCCAGGGGGUUGGGGAUAGGAAAGAGUCCGCCGACCAGACCGCCCCACCCCAAUCGUCCCCGGAACCAGAAGAAUGCUUCCAAAUCGCCUCCAAAAUCUCCCAGUCCUCAUUAUCCCUCCUCUUCCUCUCCAUCUCGGCCACCAACGUAACAAACACCUCCUCAAACUGCAACGCCGUCAACCCAGCCCUCCAAAUCUCCAACCUCCCCUCCAACCGCUUCGUCGCGUCCUUGACGCCGCCCUUCUCGCCCCCAAGAUCGCUGGCCACAAACCGCGCUACAUACCCCCCACCCCUUCCUCCUUCCUCGCUCAGAAGAACCAUCGCCCCGUCCUCGAUAGCCCACUUCAUCAUUUUCGCACCAUCCCCAACAGUCGGAAGCGUCAGCCCCGUGUGCGAGCGGAAUUUCUUGCGGAAGUGAUAGUCAAACCUGCCGCCGCCCGGCGCGACGAGGAAGGCGUCCACCUUGUCGGUCGUGAGGGAGUGGAAGUGGGCGCCGCCGACUUCGGGCCCGUCCGGGGAGCUGCCGCGGCGGAUGGUAAGUUUGGGUGUGGUUGACCACCCGGAUGGGUAGACGACCGUGAAUAGCGGCUGGGUGCGGUCUGGGGAGAGGACCGUCAUUUGGCGCUUUGCGGUGGGG